AUAGGACUCGAUUGGUUUGAGGCCCUGGGGAUACACGUCACAGGACUCAACAGCUUACAAACACUCGACCUACAGGAAGUCUGCAAAGAAUUUGCAGAUGUUUUCAGCCCCCAGCUGGGCACAUUCAAAGGACCCCCUGUGUCCUUAAAGCUAGACCCCACUGUCACUCCCAUUAGAAUUAAAGCAAGAAGGGUCCCUUUUGCUUUAAAGAGUAAAAUUGACACUGAGUUAGACAAACUGAUUCAACAGGGAAUCCUAGAACCUGUUGAUUCCAGUCCUUGGGAGACCCCCAUUGUCACGCCUCUAAAGGCAAAUGGGGACAUUCGCAUUUGUGCUGACUACAAAUGCACUCUGAAUAAGGCAUUGCAGCAACAUGCCUAUCCUGUUCCUGUGGUCAGUCAUAUUCUGGCCUCCCUCAAGGGGGGGCGCGUUUUUGCAAAGCUUGACCUAGCUCAAGCGUAUCAACAGCUGCCUGUUGAUGAUGAUGCUGCUAUAGCUCAGACUAUUGUGACCCACAGGGGAGCCUUUAAGGUAAAAAGGCUGCAGUUUGGAGUGAAUGUCGCUCCUGGGAUUUUCCAAAGCGUAAUGGAAAACACACUACAGGGUAUACCAGGGGUUUGCCCCUACUUUGAUGAUGUCUUAAUUGCAGGAGACUCCACACACAUUCUAGCUGAAAGGCUAAGGGCUGUUCUGUUAAGAUUCAGGAAGUCAGGCCUCAAGCUCAAAAAAGACAAAUGCAAGAUUGGGGUGCCUUCUACUGAAUUUCUGGGGUUCAAAAUUGAUGCUGCUGGGAUUCACCCUGCUGAAUCCAAACUAACAGCUAUUUUAGAAGCACCUAGGCCAAAGCUACUAGACAAACAAGCAGUGUGGCAGUGGUCACAUACACAUGAGGCUUGCUUUAACAAAGUCAAGGCCUUGCUCACUUCUAACAGUGUACUUGCACAUUUCAACGAAUCUCUUCCUGUGUGCAUCGCAUGUGAUGCGUCCCCUUACGGGGUAGGAGCUGUCCUGAGCCACCUCAGGUCUGAUGGAACUCAGGUUCCUGUUGCAUAUUACUCCAGAACAUUGUCUUCUGCUGAGCGCAACUACGCUCAGAUAGACAGGGAGGCUCUGGCUGUUGUUGCUGGAAUUAAAAAAUUCCACGAUUUUCUAUAUGGCAGGCAUUUCACGGUCUUCACUGACCAUAAGCCUCUGCUGGGACUGUUUACCACACGUAAGCAGACUCCCCAAAUCAUUUCCCCUAGAAUGCUUAGGUGGUCUAUUUUUCUGUCUGCAUAUGAUUUUUCAUUACUCCACAAGCCUGGGAAAGAAAUGGGCCAUGCUGAUGCACUGCCCUGGUCCAAAAGAAAUGAGUUGUCCCUUUCUCAGGGUUGUCUGCUUUGGGGAAACAGAGUUGUCAUUCCCACCUCAAUGAGGACUAGGGUCUUAGAAUCCCUCCACGAGGGUCAUCCUGGCAUUGUUCGUAUGAAGGCUCUUGCACGCAGCCACUUGUGGUGGCCUGUUUUAGAUAAGGAUAUUGAGGCUAAGGUGCAUGCAUGCCACCUGUGCCAACGAUCUCGCCCAGAGAUGCCCCAAGCUCCCGUGCAUAAAUGGGAGGAAACGCAGUCCCCAUGGUCUAGGGUGCACAUUGACUACGCUGGGCCCUUUCAGGGCCAGUUCUUCUUGGUCCUUGUUGACAGCCAUUCAAAAUGGCUUGAGGUUGUACCUGUCUCUUCCACCACCACUGCAAAGACUAUUCAGGUACUGAGGGGGAUUUUUGCUGCACACGGGCUUCCAGAUGUCAUCGUGUCUGACAACGGCCCUCAAUUCACUUCCUCCGAAUUCCAAGCUUUCUUACAGGCUAACAUGAUUCGUCAUGCCACGUCUGCGCCUUUCCACCCGUCCACCAACGGUAUGGCUGAA
This is a messenger RNA of Crotalus tigris (Tiger rattlesnake), 1902 nucleotides long. RefSeq lists its product as uncharacterized. The annotation marks the transcript as partial. The transcript has 3 exons. The record is from RefSeq and is a predicted model, not a curated record. NCBI's taxonomy places the organism in Eukaryota, Metazoa, Chordata, Lepidosauria, Squamata, Viperidae. Gene Ontology annotation, molecular function: nucleic acid binding. Gene Ontology annotation, biological process: DNA integration.